AUGGCGAGCAUGACAUUCUUGUUCCUCCUGCGGACAAGCGCGGCCUUGUCUGCCCAGUACGAUGCCGUACCAGAGGACGACCUGGACGAACUCUGGUUGACAAUGGUGACGACGAGGAGCCUGGACAAUCCGCGCGUGCACGGCGCUUUGCAACCUGUCCUACACGCGGACAAUUACGCCGGCCACAAUAAGAACCGCUUCGUGAUGCAGUACCUGGCCUGGCACGUGCUCAUCGGCCUCAACGACAUUAUCAAACUCCGCUUUAUGGUCGUUGGGCACUCGAAGAAUUACUGCGACGCACACUUUGACCUCGAGCCGAAGGUCAACUGGGUCAACUGGAAGGCGCUACUGGCGCAGUAUUUUGUGAACAAGGGGAUUUCCAGGAUCGCAAUGACCCACCACUUCGAGUUUCAUGCCAGUGCUUCAGGUGUGGUGUAUCUGCGCCAGUCGCUAGCCUCGGACCCAACUUGCCGGGUGCAGCUGCUCAAGCCCCGCUUGGGGGCCGCGCAAGAGACCAUCCCGGAACGGAUUCAGGCAGAUAUGAAGGGAUUUCCUCUUGUCAUCAUAUCCCUAAGCUCCAUCCCGGCCACUAAAAUCCAGUCAUGGGCCGCGUACUUGGCCCAUGCGAUGGGACCCUGCCUACAAGUGCCCGAACAGACAAAAGCCUUCUUCGAGAAUGUCUGCCUGACCGGGAAUCGGGAGGCGUACCCACCCUAA
This is a messenger RNA of Monosiga brevicollis MX1, 717 nucleotides long. RefSeq lists its product as uncharacterized. The transcript is spliced from 3 exons. Bases 1 to 717 code for a protein of 238 amino acids. NCBI's taxonomy places the organism in Eukaryota, Choanoflagellata, Craspedida, Salpingoecidae. The record is from RefSeq and is a predicted model, not a curated record.